CCAAAGUCCUACUCGUCUGUGAGGCCUUCCAUUCACCAGGGUUAGGUAGAAGCAGACGAAUUUGCAGUUUAACUUGCAGGUCUGAUUACUUUACUUGUUCACAAUACAUACAUGUGUGUGUAUAUAAUAUGUAGAGAGAGAAAGUUGAUUUGAACAGCUUAAAUUCAUGUUAUUGGGAGCUAAAAUUUAGGGAGAGAGAGAGAGAUGGGGGAAAAUGGAAUCCAAGCGACUUCGGAGAAGAGAGAUUCAAAGAUUGUGAUGCAGAAAUCAUCCGUCGAUGAGUUUUCACAUCUGGCUUUGGACAUUGGAGGUUCUCUCAUCAAGUUGGUGUAUUUGUCAAGUAAUAAUAAUUGUGCAGCUGAUGAUGAGGAGGGGAAGAGUCCUCCAAAGGAAGAUUUGGGUGUCCCCAACGAUGAUAUCAACUGUCCGGUCCUUGGUGGGAAACUCCAUUUUGCAAAGUUUGAAACGACCAAGAUCAAUGACUGCUUAGAAUUUAUUUUAUCCAAGCAACUUCAUCGCCAUGGUAAUUGGCAUCAGGAGGCUGUUUUUAAUGACAAGAACAUUAUAAAGGCCACAGGUGGUGGGGCUUACAAGUUCGCAGACCUAUUUAAAGAGAAGCUUGGUGUUAAUCUUGACAAAGUAGAUGAAAUGAAUUGUCUUGUGGCUGGAUCAAACUUUCUGCUCAAGGCAGUCCACCCUGAAGCUUUUUCAUAUAUGGAUGGGAAGGAGGAAGAUGUGCAGAUUGACCACAACGAUUUGUACCCCUAUCUCCUUGUAAAUAUCGGGUCUGGAGUUAGCAUGAUAAAGGUAGACGGAAAUGGAAAGUUUGAGCGAGUUAGUGGAACAAGUGUGGGUGGAGGCACUUUUUGGGGUUUGGGAAGGCUCUUAACCAAGUGCAAGAGUUUUGAUGAGUUGCUGGAGUUGAGUCAUUGUGGUAAUAACAGAGUGAUAGACAUGCUUGUUGGAGACAUCUAUGGGGGAAUGGACUAUUCAAAGAUUGGCCUCACAUCAACAACAAUUGCUUGUAGCUUUGGCAAGGCAAUUUCUGAGAAUAAAGAACUUGAAGACUACAGACCUGAAGAUAUCUCCCGAUCGCUCCUAAGAAUGAUUUCAAAUAAUAUUGGGCAGAUUUCUUAUUUGAAUGCGCUCCGUUUUGGACUCAAGCGGAUAUUUUUUGGAGGAUUUUUCAUUCGGGGUCAUGCUUAUACAAUGGACACAAUUGCUGUUGCAGUUAAUUUCUGGUCAAAAGGCGAGGCAAAGGCAAUGUUCUUGCGGCAUGAAGGGUUUCUUGGAGCAUUAGGUGCGUUCGUGAGCUAUGAAAAUCACGGUCUUGAUGACUUGAAGGCCAAUUAGUUAGCGGAAUGAAAACAGCAUUAUACUUCAGACGUGGGAGAUAAGAUUCGCAGCCACACUACCUGGGAAUUUGAAUGAAAAUAAAACCAUAGCGUUGCUCAAUGACAUGGAAUGUUUCCAUAACAUCUGUCUGAUAAUCUAUCCCUGUUCCUAGAUUUGUUCUAUGGGAUUAACCCAUAAGCAUUGAUAACACCUACUUGACCACAAAACACAUCGAAUACAAAUUAUUAGAAUUAUUUAUACUAUUGCAUAAAACAAGAACACCUUCCCAGUGUUCCCACUUUACUGGAGCAGUGUUGUGCUUUUCCCCUUCGCUCUUUUUCUCUCUCUUUUUAUUUUUUUAUGAGGAUAGCUUUUCAAGAUGAAGCAUUGUAACUUAUUUCUUGUUCUUUUUAUACGAGGAUAUGAAUAUGAUGGGAAUUCAAUAAUAUCAUGCAAGUCUACAAACA
Cornus florida is the source of this 1802-nucleotide messenger RNA. Its product is annotated as pantothenate kinase 2. Gene Ontology annotation, cellular component: cytosol; nucleus. Gene Ontology annotation, molecular function: pantothenate kinase activity; ATP binding. NCBI's taxonomy places the organism in Eukaryota, Viridiplantae, Streptophyta, Magnoliopsida, Cornales, Cornaceae. Bases 205 to 1353 code for a protein of 382 amino acids. Gene Ontology annotation, biological process: coenzyme A biosynthetic process. The transcript has 10 exons. The record is from RefSeq and is a predicted model, not a curated record.